Messenger RNA from Paramecium tetraurelia, 1830 nucleotides. RefSeq lists its product as uncharacterized. Lineage: Eukaryota; Ciliophora; Oligohymenophorea; Peniculida; Parameciidae. Gene Ontology annotation, molecular function: GTPase activity; GTP binding. The transcript has 3 exons. Gene Ontology annotation, biological process: translation. The record is from RefSeq and is a predicted model, not a curated record.
AUGUCAAGACAUUAAGGAGUGUACAAUAUGCUUAGGCAUGGCGAUUAUAAUGAUGACGAUUAUGAGGAUGCCGAUGACUAUAACUAAUAAGAAGAUGACGAUUAAUACGGGGAUCACAAUUUCUCCUUGAGUAAUCAUUCAUUUAAAUAUUUUAAAGGUGAAUUAGAAGUCAUCAAUAAUUUGUGUGAGAUAUUCCAACUUGAUUUUACUCGUAAGCAGAUCAUUGAUGCAUUAUACGAGACAGAUGGAGAUCAUGAUGCUGCAUUCGAAUACUUGAGUAAUAAGAUAAAAAAGACACAAAAAUAAUAAUAGCCUCAGAAAUCAUAGCCAACUAAGAAAUAACAGUAGCUUAUACAGGCAGUUAAGGUGGAGGAGUAACCUUAAUAAUUGCCCUAAUUAGUAAAGUAACAAAAUAGUACUGACAAAUCUAAGAAUCAAUUUCACAUUGAAUACAAUGUUGAUGAAUUUAACUCCCCUUAUCCCAGCAUCAAAUAUAAGAAUGUUGUCUAAAGCAACCCCUCAACCAGCAUUGUUAUUUUAGGCCACGUUGACACAGGCAAAAGCACGCUGACAGGAAGACUGCUCCAAGUGUUUAAAGCAUUGGAUGAUAAAGAAUUAAGGAAGAAUCAAAAAGAUGCUAAGAAUUUGGGUAAGGAAUCCUCAGCUCUUGCCUACGCCACUGAUAUGACCAAAGAGGAGAAGGAAAAAGGAGUAACCAUGGAUAUGGCUUAUAAAACCGUAGUGAUUGGAGGAAGACAAUACAAUCUGUUAGAUUCUCCCGGACAUCAAGACUUUGCUCCAUAUUUAAUAGCAGGAGCAGCAUAGGCAGAUUAUGCCAUAUUGGUAGUAGAUACUACUAAAAAUGCCUUUGAGAAUAGUAUCAAGAGUGGCAUGUUAAGGGAAAAGUUGUAGUUGAUAAGUGCUAUGCUUAUUAAAGAAAUAGUGGUGGCAUUGAACAAAAUGGAUCAGAUUGAUUGGGAUUAAAAGCAGUUUGAUGUAGCCAAAGAUUACAUUAAGGUUUCAGCAGCCAAACUAGGGUACAAUCAAAAACAAAUUAAAUUCAUACCAAUCUCUGCAUUUCAAGGUUUAAAUAUACAAAAUAAACACAACAUCAAUUGGUAUUAAGGAGAGACUUUGGUUCAAGAAAUACUUAAUUUGCCUCCUCUCUUAAGAGCAAAUGAUAAGCCACUCAGAUUCACUAUUUUGAAUAGAUUCCAUUAGAAUGAAGGAAAGUUAAGAGGAACAUGUUUAUUAGGAAAAUUGCAUUCUGGGUAAUUGGAGAAGAAUAUAAAUUAUGUUAUUCUACCAUAAGGAAUCUUCUGUGAAGUGAAGGAGGUCGAAAGAUAGAGUGUGGAAGGGGAUAUUGUGGAAGUUAAGAUUAAAACACUUGUUGACUCAGAAUUCUAAAAUAUACAUAUUGGGUCAGUGUUGAGUCAGAUUGAACAUCAUGUGCCAGUUGCCAAUAGAUUGAUUUGUUAGUUAAGUACAUUAGAACUUCAAACUCCAAUCAUAAAGGGAUCUCAGUAUUUGAUGCAUUUGGGUGCUUAAAAGAUCGGCGUUGUAGUGAAGAAACUAAAUCAUACUUACAACGAGGAUGCUCAAACAAUUAAAAAGAAAUUUCCUAGAGCUAUAGUUUCUAAUGAGUUUGCUGAAGUUGAACUUGAGUGUGAUGAUUAAGUUUGUGUAGAAACACAUUCAAAUUUAGAAUAAUUAAGUCGAAUAAUUCUGAGGGAGAAGUUUAACAUAGUUGCUAUUGGUAAGGUAAUUAUUAUUAACGUAAAUUUAAACAAAUUAAAGCAAGGAAAGAUUAUUCAUGAAUAGUAAAUUUGA